AUGUCUACAAUUUUUAAUUUUACAUCAUCUAAAUCACCUCCAUAUAAUAGUUAUAAUAAUAAUAAUAACAAUAAUAAUAAUAAUGACUCAAUGUUUAGAUAUAACCAAGGAAAUGAAAUUACAUCAAUAUUAUUUCUUUCGUUAAUAUCAGUAUUUGUUUUUAUCCUAUCUAUAACUUUAUUAAAUUUUAUUAAAUCAUUAUUACUAUAUAAUGAAUUAAAUGAAUUUAAAUAUAAAAUUAAAAAAUAUUUUUUAAAAUAUAUCGAAAAAAUAUUUUUUUGUUUUGGUAUUUUAGUUAUGUUGUGGUAUAUUGCAGAAUCACUAAACUUGAUCAAUUUAGUAGAGUCAAUAUUUGAUGAAAAUAUAUUAACAAGUAAAAUCAAAAUAAAUAAUAAUAAUGGCGAAUUAAUAAACAAACAGGUAGAUGAAAUUAUUAUUGCGACUACAACAACCAAAACAACCAAAGUUUCAAAAUUUGAAAAUGAUUACAUUUCAAUAGAAACAAAACUAAAUAAAAAUAAAUUCCUCAAUCUAUCAGUUCAAAUCAUCAUUACGCUAUUUAUAUACUAUUUCCAAACGCUAUACUAUUGGAUAUUCCAAUUAAUAAUUUUAAAUAAAACAUCAUUAUCAGACAAACACACCAAUAAUACCAAUAAACUAUUUAAUAUUAUUACACCAUUAAACCUAAUAAUAAACCACUACAAUAAAUCAUUUAGUAUUAUCAAUGAUAAAAAUUAUAGUUUGUCCAAUAGCAACAAUAACAAUAAUAAAAACAAUCCAAACAAUAUUAAAAAAUAUAUAUUUAAAUUUCAAAACGAAUAUAUUGAACCUAUGGUAGAAAGAAUGUUAGACUUGCCAUGGAUAACCAUACUUUUAAUACUAUUAAUUUCAUGGCUAUCAAUUAGAAUGUAUUUAGAAAACGUACCAAUUCAUUCACUUAGUGGCAAGUGGAGUUUAGAGAAUAUUUUAGAAAGUAUAACUUAUUGUACAAUAGGCUGCUUUAUAUCAUCACUUAUUAUAUUUUUAUAUUCAAUUUUGUUUUUAAAUUACAAUAAUAAAGUUUUAAAAGAUUCAAUAAAAAUAACUAGCAGUAAAGAUAGUAGCAAUAAAGAUGAUAAUGGUAGCAAAAAACCAAAUAAAAAGAAAAAACAAGUCUCUUCACCAAACAACAAUAAUAAUAAUAAUAAUAGUAAAACCACAUCCCCAAUUUUAAAUAAUAGUGACGAUGAAAAAGAAACAAUUGAUAAAAUCAACGCAACUCAUAAUAACAAAAAUGAACAAAAAGAAGACAGUGAAGAGAAAGAAGAAAGUAUAUCGUUUGAUUUCGCGGGAUUAAUAUAUAUUUUAAAAAUAAUAACCUUAGUUUGUGCAAUCAUUGGAAUAAUUUUAGUAAAUAUUGGUUUAAAUAAUAUCAAUAGCCAACAACUUUUAGCUAGAACAACAAUAUUUAGCACCAGUGAAUUAUCAAAUACCAACAAUAACUAUGACUCCUCAUUUGUACCAACUGUAGUUACUAAUUUAGAUGAAAAUCAAAAUAUUAUAACAAAUCUUAGUCCAAGCUCUCAAAAAAUUGAAGAUCUGCCACAAAUUUUAGAGCCACAAAUUUUAGAGCCACUAUCUAUUCCAUUAUUUCAGUUCCAACAACAACAACAAGAUCCCCAACAAAAUCAACAAGAAGACUCUAGGGAGAAUAUCCAAGAUGAACAAAAAGAGGAUAAAUUUGAAGAAAUACAUUCACAAACUGAAGCAUCUCCAGGUCAACCUCAAUCUGAACAACCACAAUAUGAUCAACAAAAAGAAGAAAAAGAAGAAAAAGAAAAUGUAUCAGGUAAAGAAAAUGAAAAAGAAGAAAAAGAAGAAAAAGAACAAACCAAAAAUGAGCAAAGAUCAGAGGCUGUUGAACCACAAGAGAUAUCAUUUGAGCAGUAUCAACAACAAGAGUAUCAAAAUAUGCAAAAUGAUAACUCUAAUAUAAAACAAUUAAAUCAUGAAGAUUUAGAAAAAGAUAACGAAAUCGAAUUUAGUGAUGAUACAAUUGACCAAGAAGAAGAAUCGUUAGAGGAAAAAAGAAAAUCCUUUAGUAAAUUUUUAGAAUCAAUAGACCCAGAAGAACUUGAUAUAAUUGAAAGUGAUUUAAAGGAUAGUUUUAAAAAAAUGCACAAAGACUCUAUAGAGCAAAUUAAACAAAACCCAGAAAAACAAGAACAACAACAGCCACAAUCACCACAACAACAUGAAAAAAGUAAACCACAACAUAAUUUAGAAGAACUUAAACCAACACAAGGUGACAAAAUGGAAUCAAUAUCAAAAGAAUCAUCAAUAAUUACCGAAAAUAUACCAAGAUCAUUAAAUGUUAAUAAUCAUGAAAUUUUCCAAAAUAAUAAUACAAUAAAUAGUAACAACACCACAAAGAAAACAGCAACCAAUAAUAAUAGCAGUAACCAAGGUGAUUUAGAUAUUUAUAAUUUUUUAGUUUCAAUGGUAAAUAGAACCACAAAAUCAUUCUAUGGAUGCUUCAAUAAUAGUUACAGAAACGGAAAUAUGGUAUUAAUCAAUAUAAUUCUAUUAUCAAUAAUAAUAUUCAUUUUAAAUCCUAUGUCAUUGACAGUAUUACCAUUAUUAGCUCAUUUAUCCAAUAUCAAUAAUUUAUGUGGUGACUAUUCAGAACCAUUCAAUUCAAAUAAUGAUAAUAAUAAUAGACAAAACAACAUUAAGAAAAAGGAGGAUAUAGUUAAUUUAAUCUCACCAAUUAAAAAUGAUUAA
This is a messenger RNA of Dictyostelium purpureum, 2763 nucleotides long. RefSeq lists its product as uncharacterized. NCBI's taxonomy places the organism in Eukaryota, Evosea, Eumycetozoa, Dictyosteliales, Dictyosteliaceae. Gene Ontology annotation, cellular component: eukaryotic translation initiation factor 4F complex. The transcript has 2 exons. The coding region runs from base 1 to 2763 and encodes 920 amino acids. The record is from RefSeq and is a predicted model, not a curated record. Gene Ontology annotation, molecular function: mRNA binding; translation initiation factor activity.